This is a messenger RNA of Cinara cedri, 6692 nucleotides long. Lineage: Eukaryota; Metazoa; Arthropoda; Insecta; Hemiptera; Aphididae. The record is from the annotation of a GenBank genome assembly.
AUGUCUUUUUUCGGCGUUUCCAGUCCGAAAAUGUUGGACUUGCGAUAUAACGAGAUGUCGAACGACUGGGACGGCACGGGCGAGGUCCGGUCAGUCCGGCCGCGCGAUGUGGGCAAAUGGCACGCACAUCACGGACAAUUAGUGCUGUCCUGGAAACGAUUGAAUGUCUCAGUGAAAACGGUCACGCAAAAGUUUUUCUCGCCGUCGAAAAUCGCGUACAAGCAGAUAUUGUACAACGGUCAGUACCUACCUACCUACCGACCAGUAACCAUUUCAGUCUGGUGCGCAUUGGUCGAAAACAAUUUUACAAAAGCUACUUAUUAAAAUUUCGAUAAGCCAUUUUCAAAUAUAGAACGUUAUUCUAAAUAAGUUCAAACAUUUUAUCUAACAGUCAUUGAUUUUAUAUAGUGCCACUUUUAGUGUAGGUGACGCAUUGCCUCCGGGCCUAAAAUUAUGUGCAGUAGCAAUUACGGAAUGUAUACAGUAGCCAAUGCAGUAGUGUGUAAAUUGUGGUCAGUGUACUAUUUAAAUAUCGAGUCAUAAGAGUUAGGGUUUUGUAACUCUAUAAAACUAUAAAAAGCACUAAACAUUUUAAACUUUUAAAAAAAAAAAAAUACCUAAAUUCCAAAAAAAAGAAACCUACUGUUUUCAAAACCCUACAAAAUAUUAAUAUUCGACCUAUUAGUUUUGUUUUAUUUUUAUUAUUCAAUUUAUAGCUAUAACAGAUUACUGUUAGUUUAAUAUUUAUAAUGUAAACAAGUACGUACAAAUAUAAUAUACAAAAAAAAUAAAAUAAUAAUAAACGAAUAAACAAUAAAUAAUAAUUAAACAAUAAAAAUAUUAUGAAAAAAAUGUACAAGAUAUUUAAAAAUUUGACGGCGACAGUUAGUUGAUUACUUGUGGGCAGCUAUUACAAACUAUGACAAAAAAAAAAAAAAAAAAAAACAACAAAAUAAAGAAAUUAAAAUUUCGUGUGUUCUAUUUUAAUUCCUAUAAAUCAAAUUUAUAGCUAACAUAAUUUAGUUUGAAACCAAUAAAAAAAAAAAAAAAAAAAAAAAAAAAAAAGCAAAUACCUAUAAAAUCAUAACUUAAUAAUUAUGUUAGGUGUGUAAUGUGUUAUUUUCUACCCAAUGAUACUUUAUUUGAACAUAUUCCUCUACACAUUUUCCGAAUAUUUCUCGUAGUACCAAGACGCAGAAUUUCCACCCAGUGCAAGUAAUUUACUCGAAAGAAUUUUUAAAACGCUCAACAGUUUAUCCCCUUAAAAUCCUUUAUUCGGUUUUGUUUUCUUUCGGUUGUUAAAAAUGCUUCGAGUUGUCUACAAUAAUUUAGCAGGAUAUUCAAUGUUAUCCGUUUAAAUAAAAAAACGUUGAAUAUCAAAUGAAUCAAAUGAAUUAACAAGUGUAAUAUUAUGUAAAAUACCGUAGGUACACAUUCUAGGUCAUUUAAGUUGUUUUGCUAUGGGUGGUGAAAGGGUACGUGUAUGUUGAAGUAAAUUACAGACAUUAUAAACACUGCAUUGCCUAAUGUUUGCGGUAAUCACCUAAAUUAAACUGUUUUUUGUCUAUUCACAAUAAUAAUAUUAAUUUUGUUUGAGUCGUUUGUUUGAAGAAAGUGUAAAAUUAUUUUAGCGACAAAUUCGGUACUGUAUGAAAGCCUAAAAGGUAAGGAAAACCAUUCGACUAAUAUUAUUCACAUUUUCAUUUGCCUAGAAUAUAUUAAAAUACCCAGUUAAAUUUUAUAGAUAACUACAUAGUAUUUACUAAAUUCCACUAAAGUCUUUAUUAAUAGUUGUGAAGUGACUAUAUCUACGUUAGAUAUAAUUCUAACUUCUCUUAAAUAGGAUUUUAUAAUUUAUAAUUUUAAUAUUGUCGUGUAUAAUUUUUUAGUAAGCGGAAACGUACAAUGCGGAAGCCUUUUAGGAAUAAUGGGACCAAGGUACUUAAUCAAAUAAUUUAUUACAAUUUACCUUUUAAUCAAACUUUCUUUUUAAUUUUAGUGGCUCUGGAAAAACUACAUUGAUGUCCACUAUAAGUCAUCGAACGAACGGUAUGUAUUUAUUUAAAAUUCUGUACCUGCGUGUAAUCAUAUUUAUUUAUGACAAUGAUCUUAUGAACUUUUUAUUAUUAUUAUUAAUAUGUGCUUGGGAUAAAUCAUAUUCUUCAGUAAAUAGUUUGUUAAUUUUUUCGGCAGGAAAUUUCGACGGCGAACUAUUGCUCAACGGGCAGCCGGUAUCUGAAGAAGUGAUGAUUAAAAUAUCUGGAUUCGUUCCUCAGCACGACAUCAGCUUCGAUCAGUUGACAGCGUUAGAACACUUGUCCUUGAUGGUAUUAGAGAUAUUAUAGAGACAUUUUUGUAAAACAUAAUAUUUGAUUACACUCGUAAAAUAUUUUAUUGAUAUUUUUUUCAUAGAAGUGAGGUUCAAAACUAAAUUGCUUUUUUAUACAUUUAUUAUCUAAAGCAUAACAUUUAUUCUCGUGUGGAUACGCGAUAUGGCUUCUAAAAUUCGAUCAAAAACUGUGUGCAAUUUUUCUAAUAUUAUAAAACACUUUUUAACCGCAUUAACCGAUAAAUGUACCUAUUUACAAUAAUAGUAAAUAAUGUCGGUUUAAAACCAGGAGGUUCUGUCAUUCAGUUUAAAUUUAAAUUUAAAUAAAAAAGUUAAAUUUUUAUUGAGAAGAGAAAAUAUUGUAAACAUGUAUGGGCAGAUCUACACUAGUUAGUGUAACACUGGAUCAAUGUCGGUUAAAUGAUUUUUUUCAUUGGGGGCAGGGACGGGGUACACGUAUUUGUAAUGACUUAUUUAAUGGUUAUUAAAUCUAAGGGAACAAUAAGGUUAACAACCUAUAUAGGACCUUCGGAUUUUAGACAGAUGACAAGUCAACAUUUUCCGAGCAGAAAUAGAAAAUAGUUAUGUUUAUAGACCUGGUGACGACGAGGUUUAUUGUAUUUUCGUGUUGUUCAAGGCGAAAUUGAAAAUGGACCAGAACACGACCGAAACGGCUCUUAACGAGCAGGUCGACCGCAUAGUGACCUCGUUGGCCAUGGGACAAUACGCGAACACGAGGAUAUCCUUUUUGUCGGGGGGUGAACGGAAAAAAGUCGCACUUGCCGUUCAGCUGCUGAACGACCCGCCCAUACUGUUCUGCGACGAGAUCACCACCGGCCUGGACAGUUAUUCGGCCGCGCACAUCGUCAACACCCUGAAGAGCGUCUCGCGAACGGGCAAGAUAGUGGUGUGCACGAUCCACCAGCCAGCGUCCGGCGUGUUCGACAAGUUCGACGACGUCAUCCUGCUCACGGAAGGGCGGCUCGCGUACCAGGGACCCGUGUCCAUGGUCAAUCAACUGUNAUUUACAUCUGGAUGUGUUUUUCGACGCCGUCAAUAAUUGCGCUAUUUUAAGGUUCAAUUACGUUUGUCCGAACAUGUUCAACGAAGCCGACUACGUGAUUUCCAUUCUGAACUCCGACAAAGAUUCCGUCAAAAAGGACGUGGAUAAAAUGUGCAAGUUGUCUUCGAUCGACCGUCAAACAGAUCGCAACUUCGAUAAGUUUAAUAAUCAAGUAUAAUAUAUCAAUCGAUUCUAAAUACGCGUACGUAUUACACCAAUCACUAUGUAACCUUUUUUUCAGAAACAAUUGGACUAUAUGCAUUAUUUAAAAAAGUAUGUGUACAAGUUUGUUUAUUUUUAGAAAUUUGACAUCAUUGUUAUCACAGAACGCAUAAUUAUGUUAUAUUUAGGCGAAACCCACCGUGGACAACGCACUUCACAUUGAUUUUUGGCAGGUCGACCAAAUGUUUCCUUAGAAGUUUUCAAUCCAGACUGCUUGAAUUGGGAACCUUAUUGGUAAUGAGUACCUUCUAUUACUAUAGCAAACAAUUCUUUUUUAUAGUGUCUUAUUUCCCGUACACAUUCGUUCGAAUUAUAUGACCUCCCUACGAAAAUAGUGGCCGCCCCAAGCGGUAAUGUUUGUCCACAUUGGAUUUAUUUGUUAUUCUUAUAUUAUUUUUUAGUUGUUUUCCGUUUUCCUGUCGUUUCCGUAUGCAAACUUGCAGUUUGACACAAAAGCAGUGCAAAAUUGGGAAGGACAUUGGUUGGUAUUCAUCAUAAACUUUGUGUUUCACUUUAGUUUUUCAGGAAUUGCGUUUUAUCAACAAAAAUUGUCUACAGUUCACCGAGAAAUACACAAUAAAUUAUACCCGUUGAGCGUGCAUUUUAUUUCUGAACUAUUGAUAAUGGUAUGCAACGCGAAUUAAAUAUUAUACUUAUAACGAGUUAUAGCAAGCAAAUGUGUAUGUUUACAGAUUGUUUGGAUAGUGAUAAAAAUGUUGUUUUGUUGCAUUCCAGCGUUUUAUAUUGUUGGUGUCAAAUGGAAUCUUACGGAAUUAUUGGUAUUUUUCAUAUUGGCGCUUACAGCGUUUUCAUCAGGUAAUUAAAAUGACUGUAUUACACUACCGUAGACAGGAAACUAUUUCGAAAGAGGGGGGGCACUAGUUAAUUUUAUUAAUUAAUUAAUCUACUAUGUUUUAGAAUGAAAAAAAUAUACUAAAACAACAAAGAGAACCAAUAAAACAAAAUAUUCUGCUCCAGUCCCCUGUGUCCCCUGACUUUUUGUUUUUGGCACUGCCAUUCUUGUGUGCAAUGUAUGUUAUUAAAAAUACUGACUGUUCAAUAAUGAUAAAAAAUCAUAAUGCGGUGAACAAACGAUAUUAUUGCCUAGUACUUAGUUAUAAUUUGCCAACAACAGGACUUAAAUUAAUUGCGGAUGAAAUCCUGUCCAAACAAUAUUCUGAUAAAAAAAUCAAAUGAACGGAAUUUUCUCGACAACUCUCCCUUCUCACCAACAUAUACACAUUUUAUUUAAGUAAAUUUUGAUGGGAACGUCGCCAUGAAAAAAAUCGUGCUUAAUACAUUGUAGUUUAUUUGGUUUUUGACUUUUAUUUUUUUCGGGAUUUUGGCGGCGGGACACCAACAAUUGUCAGUUAUGAUGAUGGCUUGGAUUAUAUUAGGAAAUCCGACGUUGGGUAGGUUUAUGAUUAUAUUGUUUGUCAUACGGAAUAUUAUAGUUGGUAUUUUGUUUUUUUAACGUGGUCCAGCAGAUAUAUAUAUAUAUAUAUACACGAUAUAAUCGCUGCUCCCCGAAUGACGUGUGUUUUUCUGCUCGAUUCGCCGGUCGUAAAACAGAGGCCGGAUCGAUUAUUCUUUCUUAGCGUAGAUUUCUUUCGGUUCUUGGAUAUAAGUGUAUAUGGGUCUUGAUAAAAUUGCCUAACAUACUACGGAAAUGAAACCAAGCGCACAGAGCGCCCCAAGAACGCGUAAUACAAUUUCGAUGAAACCGUGCCGCGCACAGACUUACAGCGUAUUAUGUCUGAAUACGUAAAGAUUGGGCGCGCCAUCAUUUUCUAACGGUAACGGGAAUUUCGUUAACGUUUCCGGUACGUUCAAGGCGUGAUUAACCAAUAGGCUGUAAAGGCCGCAGACUGGGGCGCCGUUAAAUGGCAGGGGCGCAACAAAACAAUUAUUUUUUUUCAAACUUGUACCUUCCAUUUUGACCUAUUUUUGGAGGAGGGGGAUAUGGAAGAAUUUGUCAUCGCCAGAAAAUAUAUUAAUCGGGCCUCGGUUACUUUAUAAUGUUUACAUGCAUACUAAUGAUAAUUAUUAUUGCGAUUAUACCACGUUGCGUUCACAAUCCAUUAACCAGAAGUCCCGAUGCAAACCGUAAAUUAACACGUCGGUAUUCGAACGCGGAGCCACGCGUAACCGCGAAUGAAAUACGUGCACUUAUCCCCAUGUUCGUUAUUCGCGCGCUUUUCAGUCUGUAUUUGGCGUUUACGCGAACCGGUGAAAAUAUGUGAAAAAUAACGUAAAUAACGUGUAAAUACACCACGGUAAACGCGUAACAGGGUGCUAGACAAAUAACGCAGCCGCACGCAACGACCGGACGCGUGGCGUUUUGAAUUCUCGCGUUGUGACUCCUGUGAACUUAAAUCCGCGUCCGGGUUCCGGUUCGCUCUGUCCAUCCCGAAAAAAUAUGCCGCCGUUAUCAACCGGCGCGGCGUACGCCCACAUCGGCCGUCGAACCCGUACGGUCCGUCUCAAUGAUAUUAUUUCGUCACGUUUCCAGGGAGCCUGUUGUCGUCCCAUUUCAACCGGGUGGAGAACAUUGUCAUAAUGUCCACGGCAAUCGACACUUUAUCGUUGACCCUGAGCGGCGCUUACGUGUCGUUAAAGUAAAUAAUCGAUUCGAUCGCCGCGCUGAGCCGCACGAUCGCGCGGCUCGGUGGCGACUGUUAACCAUUAACGGCGGCGUGUGUUUUGUCGAUCCAGGUCCUUGCCGAAAACCAUGCGCUUCCUGAGACGCUUUUCGAUAUUUUUCCUCGGGAGCGAAACGGUGUCCGUACUGUUCUGGGAGGAAAUCGAAUCCAUACGUGAGUAUAACAAUGCGGACAGCGGCCGCGACUCGGCCGAUCUAGCCGCGCAUUCACACACCGCGGUCAUUUUAUUGUGUCUGUAGCGUGCGCGGAUCCCGACAAUUGUUUGGACAGCGGGACGGCGGUGUUAAACAAAUACGGCUACAAUGCCGGCGAGUUCAACACCGACAUGGCGACAAUGGUUACGUUCAUCGUAAUAGCGAACGUCGCGAGCUAUUUCGGCGUGCUGAAAAAAACGAAAACGCCACCCGCUUAUUAA